AUCAUACAUUGGCGCAUGUGACACACACGGGAGGAGUAAUCUUCGACGUGGUGAAUACAAUUCAACGCAAUGGCUUCAUGGAGGAAAACUGGUCUGACACUGGUGUUUAUCUUUGGAACUUACGUCUUCUGGACACUGAGGUUGAAACAUUCAGCCUUACCGAGCCCACUGAAACAGUCAAUCUGGAAGAUAUGGAAUUAGUAUCUUUUUCUACAAAUAAUCAGCAAACUAUUCCAACCGAUCCUGAAUCUGGCGUCGAACUACCAGCAUCACCUAUGGAUACACCAAUUGAACGUUCUAAAAUUCAAUCAUCAAGCAGGCAAGAUGAAGUGCAGACAGAGAUGGUCCAGGGCAGACUGAGAAAAUCCAGGAAGACUAAACACAGUAAUGACGAUGUACUCCAUAUGCAGUACCAGGUCUUAACAGGAGAGAGAGAGAACCAGAGUCUGAAAAAAGAAAAACUGAUAUUAGAGAAGCAGAGGUUGAAACUACAGAUUGAACUACUUCAACGCCUGUUGGCUCAGAAUGAUUUGGACGUUAACCUUAAUCCAACAUAGCUUCUGAUGUCUAUGCUGCAUUACUAAUUUCACAAUUAAUGAUGUCAUUGUUAUUGUAAUAGUUUGUUGAUAAUGAUUAAGUGAAUAAG
Molecule: messenger RNA, 646 nt
Organism: Haliotis rubra (blacklip abalone)
Lineage: Eukaryota; Metazoa; Mollusca; Gastropoda; Lepetellida; Haliotidae
Exons: 4
Coding region: 78-557 (159 amino acids)
Source: RefSeq, a predicted model, not a curated record